CUUGAAGCGGCAGCCUCUGCGAAGAAUGGCAAGCCACUCACGCCGAGACAGAAGCAGUAUAUGGUCAGAACGGCGAAAAUGGUCGCCGAAAAGAAGGCUGCUGAGGCCAAAGCCCAGCUUACUACCCCGACGACUGAGGAAUCAACGCCGAAAGUCGAGGAGAAGCAGGCGGCCUCUGACCUUAUAACGGCUGCUGCCCAGGAGCCCGGCUUGUCUGAUGUCACCUCUGCAGGGGACAAGAAGGACGCGAGCUUGUCUGCCGCUGAGGCGAAACCAGCAUCCCCCGCUGAUCCUCCCCAGGCGUCGGAAGUGCCUUCGGUACUGGAGACUACAAAGCCGGACUCGGAUGAGAAGGCCCACGGCGAGGGAAAGACAUCUGCUCAAGGUCUUGCGUCGACUACCUCCUCUACCGUUCCUAUUCAAGCCGAGGCUGCCACGUCUCUCUCAGCUGAAGAGAAGUUGUCCGAUCCUUCGUCUGCCUCGGAUGCGCAAUUACCUCCGGAAACGGAAGCCAGGCCGAAAGUCGACCGAGAUGAUCCGUCCUCGCCUCAACCGGCCGCUGCAGCCACGUCAGAGCCUACCGCUCUGCCUUCUUCUGCAGAGGAGCAGGCGGCCGGUUCGCUUCUUAACGUCGACAGCGAUGUGCCUGCGUUGGCUUCUACGGAGAAGCCGCCACAGGCGACGCCUCCCACCGAGGGGAAGGACCAGACUCCUCUUGAAAGCGAGAAGUCAGGUGAGAAGUCAGUCGAGACAAAGCAGGACGAGAAGGAGCAGCAGGCCGACAAGAAGGCAGAGUUAGAGCCGAAGCCUACCCUCAAGGAACGCAAGGACAGCGAAUCUCUGGCGAAUGCGAGCAAGGGCGAGGAAGAAUCCGCCGAGAAAUUGGGUGCUACGGCGCCGCUCAAGCCACCCGCCAAGCCUGUCAAGAUCGAUGCAACUUCGAAUGGUCCAGCAGAUGUCUUGAAGCCCACGACCGCGAUGCCAAAAUCCGAGCCAUCAAAGUCUCCCGCGACCUUACCUUCCCGGGAUGUUCCUGCCCCUCCUCCCAUUACUACAGCCAUGGCAGAGGCCGCGUCUCUGCCCUUGAACAACCCCUCCCAGAAUAAAGAUACAUCGACCGUUGUAUAUCCGAAGCCGGCACAACCCAAGGCUGCGCAGUUGCCACCUAAAUCGCAAUCAGUAUUUACUGCGGGCAGUCUCUCAAGGGACCCGCCUAUAAUGCCCAAGCCGACCUCUAUCUCAACGACAGCGACGCCGAAGCAGACCCCAAGCAGUCCUCAAGAGAAGCAUAAAUCCUCUGGCUCCUGGGGAGGCUGGGCAAGUUCGGUCUCAUCCAUUGCCUCAAACUUGUUAUCGCCAAAGGCUGAAGAGCCGCCGCGUCGUCAAUCCCUAUCAGAGCGCUUGGCGGCCAAAGCCAAAAUGGCUGCCGCUCCAAGCUUGGCAAAGACGCACGAAGCACCUCUUAGCCCGCAGGCCCCAUACACGCAGCCCACAUCCCAUUCGCCGCCGAUACCGACUGACUCAUCUCCGGUGACGACGAGGUCGCCUGUCGCUUCGCUCAACAAGCCAAACGCAGGGCUGGCAUCACCCUCGACGCGAAAGAACUCUUUCGGUGUGGCGUCUCCUCAACCUUGGCCUGCCCCCUCUGCUUCAGCGUCAGGGGCGAAGGAGAACAAACUGGCGGAGGACGCCACAAAGCGUCCUGGGGUCCCGGCACCGUCAAUGGGUAGCGCGAGCCGUGCGACGACGCGACCUGGCAACGAGGAGAAGCAGCUGCCAACGCCGAGUACGACAGACCAAGCAGAUAAACCCCCGGCGAAAGCGAAGGGGGCUGCUACGGGUGUCACCGAGCCGAAUCAGGCGGAGGCAGCGAAUGGUCAGACGGAGAAGCUUGCUUCAGAUACGGACCCCGCUGCCGAAAAGCCCGUGGCUGGCAAGGCCUCCGCCGCCCCCGAGCCUGCGCCUGCCGCUUCUGAGCCCAAGCCCGUGGCCGACGACGUUGCGAGCGAGUCCAAGACGGCCGAUACCGCUGCUUCAGAGCAGUCUGCUACAAGUGCCGCCGUCACUACCGAUUCGCCCGCUAUCUCGAGUCCAUCGACCAUCACCGCAUCGCAGAAGGCUGAAGAGGGCAAGGAGCCGGGCGAGGGUCCCUCUGCGGACGCAGGCGCAUCUGAGGCGAAGGCUGGCGGCUCUGAGGACGCGGGAAUUGCUGACGCGAAGGACACCGACGCUAAGCAGGCCGGCUCUAAGGCUGUAGGGGGCGCGAAGGAAGCUGAGGCGGGAUCUGCGGCGGAGUCAUCCGACAAGAGAGACGAGGUAAAGCCAACAACGGACGCGUCAGCUUCGACCACCGACGCACCGGCUCCCGCUGCAUCGACGCCGAGCCCAGAUACCGCCAAGGACGCGCCAGAGUCGGUCAAGGUCACAACAGAGUCAGCGAAGGACGUCCCCGAUGCGGCGAAGGACGUGCCUGAGUCUACGAAGGCGACCAACGCAGAGGGAACGCAACCUUCAGCUGUGACAGGCGAAGCGCCCGCUCCUGCUGGGAAGGCGGCUGACAAGGCGAAAGACAAGUCCGAUGGCCCAGACGCGAGCGCGGAGGGGAAGAAGGAUACGGCGAGCGAAACGGAGAACGCAUCGAGCAAGGCCGAGGACACGUCGAGCAAGACCAAGGCCGAGUCGAGCAAAACGGAGGAUGCGCCGGGCAAGGUUGAGGACAAGACGGCAGCUGAGAGCGCACCUGCUAGCGAAGACUCGUCUACUACGAAGCCCGACGAGACGCAGACCGCUGUUGCCCCUGCCGAUGCGCCUACUGGUACCGACGCAUUGACGACCGAUACAGCCUCUGCCCCGCCUGCUGCUGCCGAUGCGCCGACGGCCGACGGCACGAAAGAGCCAGCGCCUUCGAACAAGGACGCUGCGGGGACCGAGGGGGUGCUGGUCGAUGUUGGUGCUCCAUCCGCCGAUGCCGACGCGUCUUCCGCCGAGCCACCAGCGACAAAGAAACCUGCGCAGGGCGACGAACCGGGGAAGGUCUCGGACGCUGCAGCGAAGGACGACAAGCUUGUCGAGGGUGGUGAAGCGGCGAAGGACGAGAAGAAGGUGGACGAGGCAUCGGCGAAGGAGGGAGAGCUGGCUACCGAGACGCAUGCAGAGCCGUCAUCUGAUAAGGAGGCGCCAAAGGUCGAUAGUGCUGCGCCGUCUGCGGACACGUCCGCCGAUGCUGUUAAGCAAGCGGGCGAUGACGAGAAGCAGAAGGACGGCGCCGAGCCGGAUGCAGUGGACCCCAACACGACCGUGUCCGAGCCUCCCUCGAAGACCGCUACCGGCUCGGAACAGGAGAAUGGAGACAAGGUUGCGUCCGCUGACAUCGCAAAGGGCGGCAAGGAGCAGGCAGCCAGUGGCAAGGCCAAACCUCCGUUGACCGUUUCAACGGGUAAUACGCCGCUGGACAAGGCAAAGAGUGCGACGGAAGAUGCGGCCCAGACGCCAGCUAGUGCAGCGCCUAAGACAGCUGCCGUCGACGAGCCGACCCAGUCUCCAACAUCGAGCACUCGUCCUGGAACGCCCGCGGGAGAUGGCAAAUCGGCAGCGGACAAAGCAGCGCAAAGGGCGCUGAAGAACAAGCAGAAGAGGGAAAGAGAGAAAAGGGCCAGAGAGGCGAAGAAGAACCAGAAGUAGGGCACGAUGCAGACACUUUCUUGGAUUUAUUGACACGCACCUGUAACAUACUUCGGACCACGUCUGUACAUCUUCCUUUUCUUGUUUUAUAGGUUUUAUAUGUGUACAGAUCAGCAGCUAUAGGUUCAAUCCGAAUAGAUUUACCGCUGGCCA
This is a messenger RNA of Schizophyllum commune H4-8, 3834 nucleotides long. RefSeq lists its product as uncharacterized. Lineage: Eukaryota; Fungi; Basidiomycota; Agaricomycetes; Agaricales; Schizophyllaceae. The transcript is spliced from 5 exons. The record is from RefSeq and is a predicted model, not a curated record. Bases 79 to 3681 code for a protein of 1200 amino acids.